Messenger RNA from Indicator indicator, 264 nucleotides. It is a transcript of the gene PDE6G, whose product is annotated as phosphodiesterase 6G. Bases 1 to 264 code for a protein of 87 amino acids. The record is from RefSeq and is a predicted model, not a curated record. Lineage: Eukaryota; Metazoa; Chordata; Aves; Piciformes; Indicatoridae. The transcript has 3 exons. Gene Ontology annotation, molecular function: cGMP binding; 3',5'-cyclic-nucleotide phosphodiesterase activity. Gene Ontology annotation, cellular component: photoreceptor outer segment membrane. Gene Ontology annotation, biological process: positive regulation of epidermal growth factor receptor signaling pathway; visual perception; positive regulation of G protein-coupled receptor signaling pathway.
AUGAGUCUGGAGCUCCCCAAGCCAGAGAUCAAAUCAGCCACAAGGGUGACAGGGGGACCCGCCACCCCUCGCAAAGGGCCACCCAAAUUCAAGCAGAGGCAGACAAGGCAGUUCAAAAGCAAGCCCCCCAAAAAGGGGGUGCAGGGGUUUGGUGAUGACAUUCCAGGCAUGGAGGGGCUGGGAACAGACAUCACCGUCAUCUGUCCCUGGGAAGCCUUCAGCCACCUGGAGCUGCAUGAGCUGGCCCAGUACGGCAUCAUCUAG